AUGGCGGACCACCACCAGCUGCUCCCAUCGUCGUCGUCCAGGUGCAGCAACUGCGUCACGGAGCGCGCCGUCGUCUUCUGCUUCGCCGACGGCGCCAGGCUCUGCCUCGAGUGCGACGGCGCCGUGCACGGCGCCAGCGAGCUCGCGAGCCUCCAUUCGCGCGCCCCGCUCUGCGACGGCUGCUGCGCCGCGCCCGCCGCGCUCCGCUGCCAAAUCGGCGCCCAGCGGGCCACGCUCUGCACCGACUGCGCCGACGGCCGCGCGGACGGCCGCGGCGGCGCCUCCCUCGUGGAGGUUUACACCGGCUGCCCCGCGCCCGCCGAGGUCCUCCGCACCCUCUCCGUCGACGCGCCGUCAUCGUCGCAGCAGGACUUCGACGCCUGGCUCGCCGACAACCUACCCCAAAUCCUACAGGAUGUUCAGGAUGGAUCUCAGAUCUGCGAUGCGAGUGGCACAACAACAAUAGUAGGAGAUCAAAGAGGCCCCAACAGCAGUAGCUUCGUCUGUGAUGAUUGGAACAAUGGCUGCUCAACUACCUGUGCUCCACAAUGUUCUGUGCUUGAGAAUACUAAUGGAGUACUUGUUGGUCAUCACUUAGCUGGGCCUUCACUCACUUUUGAGCAACAGCAGCAGCUGCCACCGUCAAUCUGCCACAUCUCAUCAUCUUACAACCCAUCAACAUUAUCGUGCCAGCCGGCCAUGACAUCGACUACUCUUCUGCAAUCCAUGGGCAACGAUCAUCAUCCAUCGCUGCUCCUUGAUGACUUCCCUACUUUCUACCCUGCCUUGCCCCUAAUAUCGCCGCCACCACCACCGGAGAAUGGCACUGACUGUCAUCAUGCCAACCGGCCAUCACAGAUGCUGACCGCGGAUGAGCAAGCAGCGGUGGCUCAUCAUCAGCAAGAUCCGAGCACCAUUAGUAAGAAGAGAGAGGAAAGGGACAGGGCCAAGCAAAGGUACAACGAGAAGAAGAAGAACAGGAAGUUCUGCAAGCAGAUCAUGUAUGCGUCCCGAAAAGCAAGGGCGGACACGCGAAAGCGAGUCAAGGGCAGAUUCGCCAAGGCUACCAAUGAACACCAACAUGUACUACACCCAGAUGCAGCAUAA
Molecule: messenger RNA, 1107 nt
Organism: Triticum turgidum subsp. durum (durum wheat)
Lineage: Eukaryota; Viridiplantae; Streptophyta; Magnoliopsida; Poales; Poaceae
Source: the annotation of a GenBank genome assembly